Neofelis nebulosa (Clouded leopard) is the source of this 2005-nucleotide messenger RNA. RefSeq names its product major facilitator superfamily domain containing 10 (gene SLC75A1). NCBI's taxonomy places the organism in Eukaryota, Metazoa, Chordata, Mammalia, Carnivora, Felidae. The transcript has 11 exons. Bases 432 to 1715 code for a protein of 427 amino acids. Gene Ontology annotation, molecular function: transmembrane transporter activity. Gene Ontology annotation, biological process: transmembrane transport. Gene Ontology annotation, cellular component: brush border membrane. The record is from RefSeq and is a predicted model, not a curated record.
GGCUGGGGGCCGGGAUUCAGGGGCACGGGGACACCGCCGCGGCUGCCCUCCGCCCGGGCCUCAGUUUCCCCAGCCACUCUGCAAGACGACCUGGGGCGGCUGCAUGGAGUAGGCCGGGGCCCCGAUGCCCCCAACUCGGCCCCUUGGGACGGUUGGCAUUGGUGGCUGCGGUUUCUUUGCGCAACCCAGCAGCCUGACUUUCCUGCUGCCUGGCAUCGGGGAGAGGGCGCACUGAGGGGCCCUUAGCGAGGCGGGCAGGCACUCCCUUUAGGGUGCUUGCUAGCUGUUAGUGGGCCGGGGGCAUAGUGAGGGCUGGGGAACUCCGUUUCCCCGCCCGGUCCAGGAUAGGUAUCUGGCUCUGGGGUACCCAGAGGUGCCCUCAUGCAGACCUGCCACACUCUCAGCCAGGCGGGAUUGGAGCGGCCCCCACCAUGGGCUGGGGAGCAGGAGGGAGCUGCACCCCGCGCCCACCCAUCCGCCAACAGCCCUUGUCAGAGCCCCGUGUGAUCACCGUGGUCUUCCUCGGCCUCCUGCUGGAUCUCCUGGCCUUCACUCUGCUGUUGCCUCUGCUGCCAGGGCUGCUGGAGAGCCAUGGCCGUGCCCACGAUCCCCUCUAUGGCUCCUGGCAACAAGGCGUGGACUGGUUUGCCGCAGCCAUCAGGAUGCCAGCGGAGAAGAGGUACAACAGUGUCCUGUUUGGAGGUCUGAUAGGCUCAGUCUUCUCCUUCCUGCAGUUCCUCUUGGCACCAGUCACGGGGGCGGUCUCAGACUGUCUCGGGAGGCGCCCGGUGAUGCUGCUGUCCCUGGGUGAUUGGGGGCAUCAGCAAGGGAAACGUCAGCCUCUCCACAGCCAUCGUAGCCGACCUGGGCUCACCGUCCGCCCGCAGCCGAGGCAUGGCAGUCAUUGGAGUGGCCUUCUCGCUGGCCUUCACGCUGGGCCCCAUGCUUGGCGCCUUCCUGCCAGCGGAGAUGGUGCCCUGGCUCGCUUUGCUCUUUGCUGCCUCCGACCUGUUGUUUAUUUUCUGCUUCCUGCCGGAGACGCUGCCUGCGGAGAAGCGGGCAUCCUCUAUGGGCCCGGGGUUCCAGGCCGCGGCAGACCUGCUCAGCCCCGUGGCCCUGCUCCGUUUCUCGGCCGUGGCCCGUGGCCAGGACCCACCCGCCGGAGACGGGAUCCGUCACCUUCGCCGCCUGGGUCUGGUGUACUUCCUCUACCUCUUCCUGUUCUCGGGUCUCGAGUUCACCCUGAGCUUCCUCGCUCAUCAGCGCUUCCAGUUCAGCAGCCUGCAGCAAGGAAAGAUGUUUUUCUUCAUCGGCCUCACCAUGGCCACCGUGCAGGGCGCCUACGCCCGGAAGAUCAGCCCUGGCAGCGAGAUUGCAGCGGUGAAGCGGGCCAUCUUGCUGCUGGUGCCUGCCUUCCUCCUCAUUGGCUGGGGGCUCACGCUGCCCGUGCUGGGCCUGGGGCUGCUGCUCUACUCCUUCGGCCCCCCAGGUGGGAGGAGACCAGCAAGCACCUGACGGCUUCCUCCCCCCCUCCCCCAAAGGCUUGCCCAGGCAGAAGGGCACGAUCAUGGGCACACUUCGGAGCCUGGGCGCCCUGGCCAGGGCAGUGGGACCCAUGGUGGCCGCCUCAGUGUACUGGCUGGCCGGGGCCAGGGUCUGCUUCACGGUGUGCUCAGGCCUCUUCCUGCUCCCUUUCCUGCUCCUGCGCAACCUGAGGCCUCCAGCCUGCAUGGCACCCAAGGCCGAGUAGUGGACCUAGCCCUGCCCCAAGCUGGGGGGGGGGGGGGGGGGGGGGAAACGGGACCUCUCGCCUCCCCCUGGGGCCCAGCCCUGGCCCCUGCUAGACACUCCAGCAGCUCCGUGGUACGCGCCUGGGCAGUCCUGCCCAUCGUGCUGGGAGCAGGGACUCCCCAACACCUUUCAGGUUUUGUGUUCACUUUUCUCUCAGACACACGGUGUCAGCCAAGCCUCCAAAUGACAAAAUAAAGCAGCUAUUUUAUACCAA